Molecule: messenger RNA, 1534 nt
Organism: Camelina sativa (false flax)
Lineage: Eukaryota; Viridiplantae; Streptophyta; Magnoliopsida; Brassicales; Brassicaceae
Product: sugar transporter ERD6-like 10
Biological process (GO): transmembrane transport
Cellular component (GO): membrane
Molecular function (GO): transmembrane transporter activity
Source: RefSeq, a predicted model, not a curated record
UAUCCUGAUAGGUCUUUUUCUUCUUCAAUAAUAAUUUUGAUGUUACAUCUCGCUACCUAGCUCUCAAGAUAAUAAUUGGUUGAAGAAAAAAGAUAGAAAUUCGAGAUCGUGUUUUUAAUAAAUAAAGACGUGUUUGAACCCCAGACGUAAAUGAAAACACUCUUUCCUCUGUCUCUCUCUCUCUGUCUCUCGAUCUCUCUCUCUGUCUAUAAUCAUCCUCUGUUUAUUAUAUCAAGUCAAGAAGAUUUCUUGCUGUUCUUGGCUUGGGAGAGAAACUAUAAAGAGAAGAGGAUUAAUCGUAUAAGAGUGGUGAUGGAGGAAGGACUUCUUCUUUGGCAUCAAAACGACAGAGAUCAUCCUCGUAUCACAACUUGUGUUAUCUUCAGCACUUUUGUCGCUGUCUGUAGUUCCUUUAGCUAUGGAUGUGCUAAUGGUUAUACUUCAGGCGCUGAGACCGCAAUCAUGAAGGAGUUAGAUCUUUCUAUGGCACAAACAUUGUGGACAUGUGAUUUGUUCUGCAUUUUUGGCUGGCUCUCCAUUGCUUUCGCAAAGAAUGUCUUCUGGUUGGACUUGGGAAGAAUUUCCUUGGGCAUAGGAGUUGGCUUGAUUAGCUACGUGGUCCCUGUCUACAUUGCGGAAAUCACACCAAAACAUGUUCGCGGUGCAGUUACUUCUUCAACCCAGCUUCUUCUAAACAUUGGACUCUCGCUGGUAUAUUUUUAUGGGACUGUAAUUAAUUGGCGGAUACUGGCUAUUAUAGGUGCUCUUCCAUGUUUCAUUCAACUGAUCGGUAUAUACUUUAUACCGGAGUCUCCAAGAUGGUUGGCUAAAGUCGGUUCAGGCAAAGAAGUAGAAAGUUCUUUGCAUCGACUUAGGGGAAAAGACACUGAUGUUUCAGGUGAAUCCGCUGAAAUUCAGGUUAUGACAAAAAUGCUCGAAGAAGUUUCAAAGUCCAGUUUCUGUGACAUGUUUCAGAAGAAGUACAGACGAACUCUUGUGAUUGGAAUCGGUCUAAUGUUGAUACAACAAUUAUCUGGAGCUAGCGGUAUCACAUUUUACUCAAAUGCCGUAUUUAGAAAAGCUGGUUUUUCAGAGAGACUUGGGUCAAUGAUAUUUGGUGUCUUCGUGGCUUCUGCUGUAGGAAUAUCCAGCGGGUCCUUGCUUCUUGGGGUUAGCUUCACGUUACAGGUCUACUUUGGAUAUUUUGCAAUCGGUAUAGGAGGGCUACCUUGGGUCAUUAUGUCUGAGUUUCAGCAGGGACAAUCGUCGCUUUAACAUCGUGGACCACUGGGUGGUUCGUGAGUUACGCUUUCAACUUUAUGUUUGAAUGGAGCGCUCAAGGAACAUUUUACAUAUUUGCGAUGGUUGGGGGAAUGUCAUUGAUUUUCAUUUGGAUGCUCGUCCCGGAGACCAAAGGACAGUCACUAGAAGAAUUGCAAGCUUCGCUUACAGGGACAACCUAAAUAAACAUUACAUUGUAUAAUACCAUGUAAAAUUGUUUUAAAAAAAAAGCAAAUAUAAAAAUUAUUAUAUA